GCUUUAUUGUUGAUGGAAUGUUUCCGGCAGGGAUUAUUGCGUCGGAUACCACAGAGAAACCUGCUGAUGCGGACACAGAUAAGGCCUGGUUGCACAGUUCAACGUACUCGGAAAGAUCGGAAAAAUUUCCGGUUCCCGUGAAAGCUCCUUUGAAACCGACCGCACCGAGCAAAAAACUCGUCCUUACAGGUGAAAAGCGGCCCGAUCCCCAUAGGGCUAGUUCUGAACCCCCGAAGAAGAAACCGGCACCGACUAACAAAGCCAUCUUCCUUGAGGAUGUACCUGGUUUGAGUUUGUCUGACGCUUACCAUCUAGACCGGUCCUCGAAUCGGCAAAUCUACACAUUUGGUUCAAUAUACGAAAAACAUGUUGCGCAAUUUCGUCGUAAACCAAACACACCGAUCCUUGGAUUCCGGAGUCUUCGCGUCUGUGAUUUGUGCGAUGCACAACAGAAAGAAACUUCCACUAAACGUGUCAAGAAGUCGCGGUAUUUCAGUAAGGCAAGCCGUGCGGUUUUUUCAAAGCCAGCGCAAAACUUCCCCAGCAGUGAAGUUGUUUCGGAUACCCAGCUCAUCUUGCGCUUUUUGCCGGAUUAUAUUUCUGUCUCCAAUCCCGUGAAUGAAUCUACCAACGUUGCUCUGACUCGUUGUGAGUCACUGAAUAGAAAGGUGUAUGAUGCCCCAAACGAUGUCCGUGCCUGGUUAGAACUGAUGGACAUGCAAGCCAAAGAAGCUGUAUUUCUCCACGUAACCGAAUCUGCCACAUCCUCCGUGAGGGUGACCUACAUACCUGCCUCAUUGACCAUGGGCGAUCGAUUGCUGAUAUUGCAGAAACAACUGUCGAUUGCUGAGCGGGCGUUAACCUCAAACCCUGGCUCUCUGUCUUUAAAGAUUCUCACUCUCCGAAUCGGUGAAAUGGCUGGGGAGUUACAAUCGCAGGGCGCUUCCGGAGCUAUGUGUCAGUCGAAAGAUAGUUUGUUUCAGCCAGAACGUGUUGGGCGUGACUGGGCCCAGUUGGUUUUCACUUACCCGCAGCUAGUUCCCGUAUGGCGAGGCUAUAUUACACACUUAAUGGGGAAGUAUUCCACUCCACCCACUGCGACUCCAACAAUUGGUAGUGGUCUCUUUGCUCGAAUCGAUAGCGUUUUCAAGAAGGCAUUGUCAACACUGGCGGGGAUCAUUUGCGGUCGGAUACUGUCUCAUAGACCUCAACCGGACACUGCAGAACAAGCUAUAGAUUUUUUGGCUGACUACUGUCGCUGGCUUGUUCAGGCGGGACACGCAGAACGUGCUUUGGCCACGUGGCAAGCUGUCAUUGAAUUCAAUUUGUUUCGCCCUUCGGACUUAACGGGUAUGCCCACUGAUCAGUGCUUGCUUGAAAUGGAGUUGUUUUGGUCCAGUGGAGCCGCUCGUUUUGGCCAGCCGGGGUCGCAGCAUUGGUCUGGCUGGUAUCGGGCAAAUCGUCGUGGCCAUUCUGCAGAGCAACGACAGCAGGUUAGCAGGAAAUCGAAAAAGCCACCUUCCGGUUUAUAUCCUGUGGAGGAAUUACAGCCGGAUGCUACCGUUGAGCAGUCACAGUCGAAGUGGGUAGAGGUGGCAGAAAAGCUGAAAUCGAUCGCCAGCACGUGCGAAGAUGCCCUCAUUCAAUGCUCGGCCGAACUACUGACUGACGACGCCCAACAGAAACUCGACAUAGAGAUUGUACCAUCUGUACUCUCAUCUGCGGUAUCUGCAGAUCAGUGGACACGUCGAGGAGCUGUACCCUCACUCGCUGGCAAUGCUUCACUGGGAAAGAGCCGUGCUGUACAGUAUAGACGUGGAAAAGCUUGGGUAGGCUUAGAACGAGCACGUGAAGCAGUGGGGUGGUUGCCUGCAGACACAUUGAACAACACCGAUGUGGAAGAGGAAGACCCAGAUCGUCUCGUUCUUUUCGAUGAUGUCAAGCCUUGCUUGUUAGAACUGUAUAAUUUGGACGAAAAAGCCGCACCGCCCAGUGGGGAUAAACAAAGUCGUCUGGUUGCACUUCAACAGCGGCUGAUUCUCCAAUGCUUGGAAUUUCUGGGCGCUUACGAGCCGGAUGUAGCGAAAGCGUUCCAACUUCCCGCAGACCUCCGUGUUGUCCAUGACCUAACCCAUAUCGGUCCCAUCCAACGUCAGGGUUUGUCUCCUCUGUUUGGUCAAAAUGCUGGUUCGGUUGUACAGGAUUCGACUGGCGUAAAAGACAAAUUUGCCCAUCUGGCAGGUAGUCAUCAAGAAAUCUGGGCACAGGCCAGACGUUGCUUUCUCGAUUCUGCUCUUAUCCAAGUCAGCCAUUUGACUCGAUGGAAGAAGGAGGUUCAAACGCAAUGGGCAACCGUCAUCGGUCGCUUACGACUCCAGUUAGCUCUGGAUCGCCUACUGGACGGUAUCCAGACCCAUAAUUUGUCCACUAAGGCAAGUUUUCAAGGUAUUGGCUUUACUGACGGUAGCAUAUUCAAGGAACUCUUAUGUAUAAUUUCGAAUUGUGCUGAUCUGGAGACUGUCAUUGCUACGUGGCGGCACUGUGGUAGAUCCGUCAUGGCCGAGGCCCAAAAUCAAAAUGACCUAGAACUUUGGCAGUCAUACGCCAUGGGAUUCUGGAAAGCCGCUCUUUUAUUCACCAGACUUGAUGUUGCUCAAGAAGAGCUAGAGACUAUGGUGUCUCAAUCCAGACGCAUUUUUGAUACAGCACUCACCACCUAUCCUAUUCCGGAUGACGCUUCAUCCCCUCCUGCUGACGUGGUCAACGACGCAUUAAUACAAUUUUACGAUCAGUCACUUGCACCACGUUUCAAAUUGAUUCAGCACUACAUUGAUUUGGAACUUGGUGUCUUCCCUGGAAUCGGAGCAGUCAAACGACCCUUGGGCUGUGAAUCGCGCGCACUCCAACUUUUAGUGCAAGCAGCCAAUGGUGGUACUUACACAGCACCCGAACCCCACGCUACACUCCGGCCAUCCAUCCUGGUUCGAACCAGUCAUGCCUACGGGAAACGGAUGGAGAUGAUUUGGCGGACACUUGUCUCUCUGCCAGAAGAUUCGCGCUUGGAUCCCGUUGUUCAUGGACCUCUGUUAAGUGGACUGACAUCGUUCGCCCCGGUUGUGGCCUAUCUCAGCCUAAUGUUUGACCUGUUGACGACGGACGAGGAACACUACAUUGAUUUGGAACUUGAUGUCUUCCCUGGAAUCGGAGCAGUCAAACGACCCUUGGGCUGUGAAUCGCGCGCACUCCAACUUUUAGUGCAAGCAGCCAAUGGUGGUACUUACACAGCACCCGAACCCCACGCUACACUCCGGCCAUCCAUCCUGGUUCGAACCAGUCAUGCCUACGGGAAACGGAUGGAGAUGAUUUGGCGGACACUUGUCUCUCUGCCAGAAGAUUCGCGCUUGGAUCCCGUUGUUCAUGGACCUCUGUUAAGUGGACUGACAUCGUUCGCCCCGGUUGUGGCCUAUCUCAGCCUAAUGUUUGACCUGUUGACGACGGACGAGGAAAGCCUAUCGAACUCCCUUCCGAGUCUGAUCAGCGUACUACAACGUAUCGACCGCCUGCGUUCUGCUCUGUCUGUCAGUGCACGAGAUCGGGAGUCCAGGUGGUCUGAUAGCGAGUCUGCGCCCUCUGUGCGUUAUCGCGUGUGCAUGCGUCGCCUUUUGUCACUCAUUAUUGGUGGCCUGGCAGCGUUCGGUUCACUUCGUCAGCGCAACCAUCGCUCAUUGAUGGAUAGACUAUUCAAGAUUUGGGAGUUGAGUGAGACUACGCGGUCUGCGACAGAACUGCCCUGUGACUUACUGUUCCCUAGUCAACUUACAUAUUUACUGCCCCCACGAGCCGCCUUGGAAAAGAGUCUACUUCCCGUGUCACUCGUGAACGCCGCUUCCUGCCAAGGCUUGCUCCCGCCGUUAUUCCUCUCGCAAUUAAUUCGACAACUGGGACAGUUCAGCAAAGCUGUCGCUGAACUAGCCGCACAAAAUGCAGUGGAUAACGCAGUUAGUGGUACGCGAAUUAGUGGGGCACAUUCGAUGCUUGAUCCACGAUACUCCUCAAAUCUAUUAGGAGCUGAUAUCUCGAUGCUGUCUGGCUCACAGCUGGAUUCAUAUGCUGGUUGUUUACCGGUCGCGUUGGACCUAUUUAUCCUGAGCCUCGAACUUGAGCGGUGGCUUAGCCUCAUCGCCGGUGUCUCCGCGACUUCAGUAAAUGGUCGCAAUAUAGCUGUGGAUUCUACGAGCAGCCAGCGCGUUCGUAACGCCUUCGAACGUGCUGUUCGUGCUGGACCGUUUGUAACCCCGUUGCUUUCCGAACACGGUCAACUGCACCACAUCGCACUUGCUGCUACUACACCGUCCUUUUGGGCCGCACAUUUACGCCUCGUGGUGUGGCGUGCUUACAUGGCGUUUGGUUGGAUGUCCGAGACAUCUCAGGACAGACAAUUUCCUGCCCCCAGUGUAACAGACCCCAGGAAACGCCGUCAAGCAAUCAAGUCAGUGUUCUAUCGUGCGGUAGAGGACUUGCCGUGGGCCAAGGUUCUUUACACUGAUUUGGUGCGUUAUUGCCCGGAGGAUGUGGAGGAAAUUGUGGAUCUUCUGUCCGAACGAGAGUUGCGUUUGCGGACGCCUUUGGAAGAGAUUGACCUGCUCCUGACCGCUCGACCUCAAGCGACUGAAUAGUGAUGUACAUGUCUCCGCGCUUUGUAUGUGUCCUUGCACAGUAAUUUCCUCUAUCCUUGUUAUUUGUUUUCUAUUGCAACUGUUUACGACAAAUAAAAAAAUC
Opisthorchis viverrini is the source of this 4779-nucleotide messenger RNA. RefSeq lists its product as hypothetical. NCBI's taxonomy places the organism in Eukaryota, Metazoa, Platyhelminthes, Trematoda, Opisthorchiida, Opisthorchiidae. The record is from RefSeq and is a predicted model, not a curated record. Bases 18 to 4676 code for a protein of 1552 amino acids. Gene Ontology annotation, biological process: regulatory ncRNA-mediated post-transcriptional gene silencing; negative regulation of RNA catabolic process. Gene Ontology annotation, cellular component: catalytic step 2 spliceosome. The transcript is spliced from 13 exons.